ACGCAGUAUCUUUUUUAUCUUAUCAUAUAAAGCAAAAUUCUUGUGCUUAUAAAUUGUGAUGAGGUUUUUACAACUUGAAACGCAAGUUGUUUUCUAUCUUUUCCUUGUGCUUUUUAACAUAGGCCUGGCCAAAAAUCGCCAGGUUGGUCCAAGCGCCCUUCUAGAGGCAUUGAAUAUUACGAAAAAUGAGGAAAACACUAAUAGCGGUCCAUCUACCAACCAUGGGUUCCAAAACCGACGUUACCCUUCCAGCUUAUCGUGUUUCUCUAACUGUCCUUUUAGACAGGGAGUUGUGUUUCUUGGGGGACCGUGUGGUCCCAUGAAGGCAACAUGCUGUGGAGGAUUUGGUUGUGCCUCUGGAAUUGGAUUUCCUAUUUCGACUGUUUGCUGCUCAACGUCAAGCUGCAGCGAAGCACACCAACCUAGCGAAGGAAUCACCGCUGCCAAGCGGUUUGACAUCACAAGCUUACCAGCAGCACACCCAGCGGCAGUUUCUGUGAAAAAGCGUCCAAAACCCUCCAAAGACAGACACAAACACAAACACUCAAAACCGAAGGAGACCGGGAAGGAUUCUAGCAAGGAAGGGCCAAAGAUAGACUUGGAGUUAAAGCUGAGUGAUGAACCCAAGACUACAGAACCAGAACAACAAGAGGUUAUUGUGGGUCAACCAAUUCACCACCGACCAUGGGUACCUUACAUGCACAGACCCCUUCAUCCGUUUCACAUGCAUCCUCAUCCUCAUUACUUUCCACAUUAUAUGCCUCAUACCAUGACGUAUUCUCAUCCCUCUUACUGGCGAUUUCAAGGGUACUUCCCCCAUUUCUUGAGACGGAAGGCUCCUUGGUAUAUGAAUCCGUCUGAUAUGAGAAAUAUUCAUCACUAUCCUGAAUAUCAGUUUGGGGAUGUGCAGUUUACCCAUUCCAAUCAUCCUUUCAGUUCCAGACCACCUUUUAGAGAUUAUAAUGAUCUAAGCUCUGACGUUGAACUUCUAGACCGACCAGAAAAACUCCACGAAGACUUCACGCACAGCAAAAACAAGAUAAAGAAUCAUAAGGAGUAUAAUGGGAUCCAAGAACAGGACCGAAAAAUGGUCGGUGACUCAGAAGAUGCAAAGGAAACGUUAAAAUCAGGCGCAAUAAAGCAAACAGGAGCUGAGGAACGCAUACAAGGAACAAAUCUCGGAAUAGGAGUAGACCAAGUUUUGAAUUUCAAUCCAACGGAAAAAGAGGACGAAGAAACCAAUUACCCUGAAUACAAGAGUGAAUUUAACACAGAUCACUUCUGGUCUACCGUGGAGAAGAGGCAAAGAAACGUUAACAACCAUUGGAGCUCUCGUGAACCGGAAAAAGAUGAAAAUGCAAUAUUUAGAGACUUUACGUCAGAAGAGCAAGGAUUUGACCUGGAUGAAAUUGCCUCCUCUCACUCUAAAAGAAAAGGGAAAGCUAACGGAAUUCACAAAGUCCGUUCUGGUGCAGGCGUCGUAAAGAUAAAAUCUGAUUCUCUUGGCAUCGCAAAUACACUUAGCUCAUUUGCUUAAAUAUAAUGAUGACAUUGAAU
Messenger RNA from Orbicella faveolata, 1557 nucleotides. RefSeq lists its product as uncharacterized. The record is from RefSeq and is a predicted model, not a curated record. Lineage: Eukaryota; Metazoa; Cnidaria; Anthozoa; Scleractinia; Merulinidae.